Messenger RNA from Pistacia vera, 2179 nucleotides. RefSeq names its product chloroplast sensor kinase, chloroplastic-like. NCBI's taxonomy places the organism in Eukaryota, Viridiplantae, Streptophyta, Magnoliopsida, Sapindales, Anacardiaceae. The transcript is spliced from 9 exons. The coding region runs from base 108 to 1925 and encodes 605 amino acids. The record is from RefSeq and is a predicted model, not a curated record.
AUGUAAAUUAGAGGGAGACAAGCAAAGCCUUUAUGAAAUGACAAUUUGUUACUCCCCUUUCAAGACCAUCCACUUCCUUUUCAUCAACAAUUUCCACAUACAAUACAAUGCUCCUCUCUGCAGUUACUCCCCAAUCUCUUCUUUCAAACCCUAACACUCACACUUGUAAUUUCCUCUACUCCCCCAAUUCUAACAAAUUCCACUCGUCUCUCAAGUCUAAACCACUAUUUGCCCCCUCUUCUUCUCUUACCACCAACAGUACCUCCCUCCGCCACGUCACACGCACGGUCUCCGACGAUGAGCCUGGUAGAGAUGCUCUUACGGUGACCUCCGCUUCCGCUAUUGCCUCUGCUAUUCGCCGAAUAUCAACGUCUCCCGUCGAGUUCCUUCAGAGAAUCGAGGAUGACCAGAAGACCUCUAAUUUGGUUCUACCUAGUCCGGAUUUUCAGAAACUUUGUGUCGAACAGCUCGACCUCUUUCGAAGGAUUGUUGAUUCCGAUGCAAUCGUCUCCGUUUAUGUGAGGCCAGCUGGUAGUUAUGUGAUGGACCGACUAGAGCUGCGGCGUGUGGUUAGUUAUCCUGGUGUGAACGCAAACGACAUUGUGAUAUUGGUUGGCAAUUUUAGCGUGCCAACCGGAUUACGUGCUGCCGAAGCUGCACUCUCUAGUAAACAAGUACAAGUUGUGCCUGAACAAGGGGCCGUGGUUUUCCCGUUGGUAAAGCAACCAUUUGUGGUGGGAUUCUUGGUUGCGGAGCUAAAAAUGAUGGAGAGUGAAGGGGGUGACUUGAUUCCGAGCUUGUCACCUGAAGAAGCCUAUGCACUGCCUCCUGGUUCAAAUACGAAAUCGUGGGAAAUUGAGACUUUUGAUAAUGAGAGAAUGAGAAUGUAUAAGUUUACGGCUGAACAGAAAUUGAAUGCAGUUAAUAUAUGUCGGUCUCUUGCCAUGGCAUAUGUUAUGGAUCAGAAAUCAAUGUUACUUCAGCAAUCCUCAUGGCAAAAUAAUUUGAGGAUGAAUAAUCUGGUUGAGCAAAUUCGUGGUCCACUUUCGAGCAUUCAGACUUUAAGUAACAUGUUAUCCCUUCAGUUGAAAAGAAGUGAGAUUUCUUAUGAUAUUGUUGAAAAUAUUAAAGUGGAAGGUGAUCGUAUAAGAGAUACCCUUCAAGAACUCCAGGAUGCUGUUCACUUGACAAAGGCUAAUAUUGUGCACUAUAAUGAAGAAAGUUUGAAGAAAAUGCACAAUUCUACAUUUGCCCAUCUUGAGUCAAUCAGGUCUCAACUAUCUGAUAAGAUUGGAAGUGAUAGUUCCAGCAGUAAAUUGCAAAAUUCUGGUAAACCAUUAUUUCUAAGUUCGACAACCCAUGAUUUAGAAAUGCCCAUGCCACCUCUGGCCCUUGCUCCUUUAAAACAACAUGGAAUUAGACCAUGCAAUGUUUCUGAUGUGUUGGUGGAUUUGGUUGAGGCGGUGAUACCUCUUGCUCAUAUGCAGCAACGUGUGGUGGAACUAAGUGAACGCUCGCAAUCUUUGCAAGUUGCUGUUGAAGAACCGGCUUUGCGUCAGGCUUUGAGCAACUUAAUUGAGGGAGCAUUAUUGCGUACCAAUGUUGGGGGAAAGGUUGAAAUUGUGUCUGCUGCAGCUCCAGCAGGUGGUGCUCUAGUAGUAAUUGAUGAUGAUGGGCCAGAUAUGCACUAUAUGACACAGAUGCAUUCACUCACACCUUUUGGGGUAGAACUCUUCUCGGAAAACAUGGUUGAAGACAAUAUGACAUGGAACUUUGUUGCUGGACUGACUGUAGCUCGUGAGCUACUUGAAAGUUAUGGAUGUGUUAUCCGUGUCAUAUCACCUCGUACUUCAGAUGCUGCCCUAGGAUCUGGUGGAACACGUGUAGAACUCUGGCUUCCUUCUUUUGCUGCAUUAUCUGAUUAAAAAAGGUGUUGCUUAUGAGGCAUAGCGAGAAAGGGGAGUAUGUGUAGAUGCUCUUAUUCAACAGAAUAAAUCCGGAUGAGCGCAGGUUAGUAUAAAUUUUGAAGCUAAAUGUCUUCUUGUACCAAAUUCUAUUAGAUUCUUGUCUAUAUGUUGUAUUCUUACUGUAUAUGACAGUUGUAAAUAACAAGUUUUAGGUUUGAUUGGAAGCCAUAUAACUUAAUGAAUUGUUAUAGCAUCAUCUUUGUACAUAAAAA